Messenger RNA from Aspergillus nomiae NRRL 13137, 3513 nucleotides. Its product is annotated as putative serine/threonine protein kinase (Kin4). The coding region runs from base 1 to 3513 and encodes 1170 amino acids. Gene Ontology annotation, cellular component: cytoplasm. Gene Ontology annotation, molecular function: ATP binding; protein serine/threonine kinase activity; tau-protein kinase activity. The transcript has 2 exons. Lineage: Eukaryota; Fungi; Ascomycota; Eurotiomycetes; Eurotiales; Aspergillaceae. Gene Ontology annotation, biological process: microtubule cytoskeleton organization; protein phosphorylation; intracellular signal transduction. The record is from RefSeq and is a predicted model, not a curated record.
AUGAACAGUGCGCUAAGUUAUCAGCAGCUAUUCUCUGUCCUGGCCACGACAGGUUUCUCGGCUAUGAACGACCUCCAAUCGCAGUCCUUGCCACACACCGCUCAUGCAUCCCCAGCCCUGACCUCGGCGGCGCCUGCGCCCACCCAGAACAACCACCGAUCCCCAAUAUACCCGGACCUUCUCGGUGCACCGCCCGUUCCACCACCGAGAACGUCUUCAACGCAGCGGAGUCACGGCUCAAGCGAGAGAGUCCCAGGAUCGCGCCAAGGGAAGAGCAAAGGCGACGAGCGGAGCGCAAACCACCGCGAAAAGAGAAGAGAGGACUCACGGUCCCGGCGACCAGCCCCGAGAACGUCCGAAGACCAGUCCGGAGGGGUGGGAGGGGUGAACAGUCGAAGCCAGGCAGCUUCGUCUUCUGCGCCCAUGCGCUCGGAAAACCCCACGGAGGCAUUGCCGGGCCAAGGGGCCUUGGUCAAGGAAUCGAGCACAUUGAUCAAUCAAGUCAUGGUAAGCGACCCGUCGGUGGACGUCGAGCGAGAACAGGUCCGACAAUCUGGUACAUCGGUAUCACCGUCGACUGAUGGUACUCCGACCCCUGGGCUGGGCUUGGUGGGUAGUGACGGCGUAGAUGAUGGAGGUCGCGGCGGGCUGCGGAGUCGGCAUGAUUACAACGAGAAUUCAAAUAAGCGGAAAGAGACAACAUUCGGUCAGUACAUUUUAGGACAAACACUGGGAGAGGGUGAGUUCGGGAAAGUGAAGCUGGGAUGGAAGAGGGAUGGCAGUAUCCAAGUGGCUAUCAAGCUAAUACGGAGGGAGUCUCUCGGAUCGAACCCCAGCCGGCUGCCCAAGAUUUACCGGGAAAUUUCGAUCUUACGCGAUCUUUCCCAUCCCAACAUCGUCCGAUUACACGAGAUGGUGGAGACUGAUAAGCACAUCGGUAUCAUCAUGGAAUAUGCGUCUGGGGGCGAACUUUUCGAUCAUAUCUUGAAUAACCGGUAUCUCAAAGACAAUGCAGCUCGGCGUCUCUUUGCGCAGUUGGUAUCUGGAGUUGGUUACCUCCACAAAAAGGGCAUUGUCCAUCGAGACUUAAAGCUGGAAAACUUACUGCUGGAUCGAAAUCGUAACAUCAUCAUCACAGACUUUGGCUUCGCGAACACCUUCGAUCCGAUAGAUGAGCUAGGCGAGGAGAUCGAAUAUAAUCUUACGAACAAGGAGUUUGUAAAGAGGAUGCGCCUUGACAAGCCUAAUGCCAAGGGCUUAAGGCGUGGUGAUUUGAUGCAAACCAGCUGUGGGAGUCCCUGUUACGCUGCACCAGAGCUUGUUGUUAGCGAUUCGCUGUAUACCGGGCGUAAAGUGGACGUUUGGAGCUGCGGUGUCAUCUUGUAUGCAAUGCUUGCUGGUUAUCUACCAUUCGAUGAUGACCCCGCCAAUCCGGACGGUGAUAACAUCAACCUCCUCUAUAAGUAUAUCGUCACGACUCCUCUCACGUUCCCCGAGUAUGUGACUCCACAUGCCCGUGAUCUCUUGAGACGGAUAUUGGUCCCGGAUCCGCGGAAGCGAGCAGAUCUGUUCGAGGUUGCACGGCAUAGUUGGCUUAACGAGCACUCGCACAUUGUAUCACACAUAACUAGCAGUACAACCAAGGUCGCUGAUAUUGCUACUACAACCGUUUCUCAUGGUACGGCGCUCUCGGGACGUAUACACUGUUUACCUGUUAAUUCGUUGCCUCCAGCAGAACAACCUAAAGAGGCCCCAUCCCUCGGACGCAGUGCGUCGGUUAGGGAGCCUCCUAAAACCUAUCAAAACACAGUCCCCUCUCUGGGCGGCCUUGUUCACCACGCUGGCGAUAUUUCACAGGAACAACCUGCCGAGAGCUCCAAGACUACCCGGGACACGAAACGGAGAACCGUUCAGGUCGAAUAUGUUGCUCCUUCGUCUCAGACUACGAGAGGGGAUGGCAUGGGAUCAACCACGGCAGGGCCAUCGAGUGUUGCUGAAACCGCUGAGCAUGCGCCCACUGGAGCAAGGUCAAUUAGCCGAGAUGCUGAGACUGUCUCACCUACCAGUGGCGUACAGCAAGGCGCGCCUAUGGCGCCAAGCGCACAAGUCGGAGAUUCCAAGGCACAGCGCCCACCAUCUGGGCAUUUGCCUCGCUCAACUUCGGACUCGACAGCACUUACGGGAGCCGGGACAAUGCCCCAACCACAAUCUAUGCGGCCUACAACGGGUGCGUCCAUGUCUUCAUUCAAUACCGGUCGUUUACCGUCGCGAGGAUCCUACGGACAGCCCGUGGCUCCCACUGUGGCGGCGACCAAUGCGCAUGGUCGGCUGGCACAACCGAAGAGCAAGCAAUAUGUUAUCUCGAACCCCAUCCCUCAGGAUCCUUCACAACAGGCUGCGGUGUCGAUUGGCCGUCCGAGCACCCAGGCUCUUCCUGCAAAAUUCAAUACAACCCCCCGACAAGAGCCCCCGAAAGGCCACAAGAGAUCGAAUACUGUCUCGGGAAUUGGCGAGAAAUUGUUUGGGCGGUCUGGGUCCAUUUUUGGAGGACGUGGUGGACAGGCAAAUGCUCGUCAAAAAAGUGGCAAACGUUAUCCUCCUACAAGUAUGAGAGACCCUUAUGGUGGCGAUAUGCCCCGGAUGUCUAUGGAUUCACGGCGAUCCAUGCAAUAUGGAUCAAACCGGAAGACGAGCGAAACAGGUGGCGAGAGUCGGCCUCGUAGAUUCUCCCUCUUGCCGGCGUCAUUCUCCCUCAAGGGUCUUUCUUCGAGUAGAUCUCAAACCCCUGAUGAAGAGUCGCAGGCUGAUCGCUCCACGGAUAAUCGGGCUCCGCAAAAACCAUCAACCGGGGAACUACGACCCCGUGCACGUGCGACCAGCCACGGAACACAAGAUGCAAUAGGAGUCAUGCCAGAAGGGGCACCGGCAGAUGAGGUCUUCGUCCAAGAUGAGCCCAUCAACUACCAGGCCCGUAUUGAUGAGCAGUUUGCGGUGCUGCAUGGGACCCAAUCUGCGACGUAUCAACCAGCGUCCUACUCGGCUGAGCAGGUGUACCAGAACGACAAUGAUCACUAUUAUCGGAACCAAUACGCCAAUCACUCGACACCGAACUACUACGAAGAAUACAAUGGCCCAUAUGACAGCGCGCCUCGGCAAUCUACGUCGGUUGCCCGACCAACAAGAGGGGCCAGUGUCCUACAAAAGAAUCAUCGGAAAUUUGCCGAUGCCUAUGAGUAUGAGCGCGAUUCAACACACCACUCUGGCAGCUCUGGUGCGGCCAGGAAAGUGAUGGAUUCUUCCGUCGACGAGCGAAGUCGAGGGCUGGCGAUGACCGCUAGAUCAAGAUUAUCUUUGUUUAUUUCUCUAUUUCUCUUCAACCAACCCGAUAGGUUAACAUGUCAACAUUUUGGUGUGCCCAUGCAACACCAAUCAAAACAAACUGGCUAUUCUGGUUGUUGGCUUCACCCCUGUAUUCCGGGAUUUGAAUAUGUGAAGAUGUCCAACAACUUUUAA